Messenger RNA from Stereum hirsutum FP-91666 SS1, 1731 nucleotides. It is a transcript of the gene Shlcc9, whose product is annotated as laccase. NCBI's taxonomy places the organism in Eukaryota, Fungi, Basidiomycota, Agaricomycetes, Russulales, Stereaceae. Bases 1 to 1731 code for a protein of 576 amino acids. Gene Ontology annotation, molecular function: oxidoreductase activity; copper ion binding. The transcript is spliced from 19 exons. The record is from RefSeq and is a predicted model, not a curated record.
AUGCGGCCUUCUACCACCCUCUCUUUUAUUCUUACGUACGCCGUAUCUCAAUCACUAGCUGUGAAGGUUCAUCGCCUGGACCUGCCCAUCGUCAAUGAAGUGCUCCAACCUGAUGGAUAUCCUCGCGAAACCGUCGUUGCAAACGGCACAUUUCCUGGACCAUUAAUCAAAGGCAAUAAGGGAGAUAACUUCCAGAUCAACGUGAUAAAUCAGUUGAACGACACUGAUGGCUUAGAUGUUUAUACAACCAUCCAUUGGCAUGGGAUCAACCAGUAUAGGACCAAUCCCUACGACGGUGCUGCAUUCGUCACUCAAUGUCCCAUCGUUCCAAAGCACUCUUUCCUCUAUAACUUCACGGUACAGCAGAAUCAGCCUGGGACCUUUUGGUAUCACUCUCACUUCUCGAACCAAUACUGCGACGGGUUAAGAGGUCCACUUGUGAUCUACGAUCCCGAGGAUCCAUACUUGAACCUCUAUGACUACGACAAUGAGACUACCGUAAUUACGCUCGGAGACUGGUACCACUACCGCUCAAAUGACCCGAACAAGCCGCCAGUACCCAAUCCUGACAGCACCUUGAUCAACGGAGUGGGCCGUUACAGCGGUGGCCCACAAGUACCCUUAGCCGUAGUCAACGUCGAACAAGGCAAACGGUAUCGCCUUCGUUUGGUGUCAAUCUCCUGUGACUCGAGCUUCGACUUCAGCAUCGAUGGGCACCAGUUUACAAUCAUUGAGGCAGAUGGGAAUAAUGUAGAACCGCUACUGGUGGACUCGCUCACUAUCUACGCUGCCCAACGUUACUCUAUCGUUCUCAACGCAAGCCAGAAUGUGGACAACUACUGGAUUCGUGCUGGUCCUGAUAUCGGUUUCCAGCUCGGCACCUACGAAGGCGGCUUGAACUCUGCAAUACUGCGCUACAUAGGAGCGCCAGACGUAGAGCCAAACACUAAUCAGACUGUCUCGCUGUUAGCGUUGAACGAAACGGAUCUCCAUGCCAGGGAAGAUCCACGAGCGCCUGGAAAUCCAUGGCCUGGAGGCGCUGACCGCACCAUAGCACUUGCUGUAGCACUGAACGCCAAUCAAACUGGAGCCAACUUCAGCGUGAAUGGAGUCACAUAUGAAAAUCCUGACGUACCGGUGUUGCUUCAGAUUCUCAGUAGAGCUCACCGCGCGCAAGAUCUUUUGCCGCAUGGGAGUAUCUACCCAGUAAACAGGGGAGAAACAGUGGAGAUCGUACUCCCCGGUGUGGAGGGAGCUGGGACUAAUCAUCCGGUACACCUUCACGGCCACUCGUUCUCUGUCGUCCGCAGCGCCGGGUCUUACGAAUACAACUACGAGAAUCCUGUCCGCCGCGACGUAGUCCGACUUGGCCAGUUUCAGAACGACACGACCGUCAUCCGGUUUAAGGCAGAUAAUCCUGGGCCGUGGUUCAUCCACUGUCACAUCGACUGGCAUCUCACCGCCGGAUUCGCGGCAGUUAUGGCGGAAGACGUGGAGGGUACACCAUUGAAGGACCCGACAUCCGAGGCAUGGCGCGACCUUUGCCCUAUCUGGAACCAGACGACCACUUUUGCGAAUGGCACCGCCAACACAGCAGCAGACGCACCGCUCAAGAUCGUCGGGGCCCCCACCACGACGCUCGACCCAGCUUCCAGCGUCACCCUGUUACCCAGCUCGAUUUCAGUAUACUCGGGUACUCCUACGUUUAGCACUACACAGUCGGGGUAUUAG